This is a messenger RNA of Diatraea saccharalis (sugarcane borer), 1226 nucleotides long. The record is from the annotation of a GenBank genome assembly. NCBI's taxonomy places the organism in Eukaryota, Metazoa, Arthropoda, Insecta, Lepidoptera, Crambidae.
UUAAACAAAUUCGUGCUGUCCAACACAAUCGGAUUUAUCUAUAGAUAACUUGAUAACGUCGCGUGAACAUCGAUAAUUUCAGUACGUAACGAAACCAAGAACAUAUAAUAACAUAUCUAAAAGACAUAAAUAUUUGCUUUUCAUACGGUUGUUGUGUAUUUUAUAUAACAUAAUGAACAGUGCUAAGGAUAUGAAUGGAAUUGAUAAUCCUGCUGUAACUAAUGAUGAUGGAAUAAAUUUGAGGCCAGAUUUGGUGAUCAAUGUUCAGCCCCAAUCAGAAGGUAGAGCUGAAUUACCUGUAACUACUGAAAACUGGCAGACGAAUACUCGGGGCCAGUUCAUCCCCAGGCAUGGCUUGGACUUCCUUAUUGGUGUCUCUAGGCUCCAGAUAAAACAAACCAUCGAGCUAUAUGAUAUGACAUCCAGAAUAGAAUCAGAGAAUCGGUACAUAUUAAAAGUGCCAGGCGGAGAAUCUUUAUAUAUAGCGAGUGAAGUAUCCAAUCGUACCGUGAGAUGUCUCUGCGGAUCGGGCCGUUCAUUUGUAAUGCACCUACACGAUAACACCAGGCAGGAGGCACUGGUGCUACAGAGGAGGCUCGCAGCUGCAUCUUGUUGCUUCCCUUGUAGACUUCAGGAAAUGAGAGUGGUAGCUCCUCCUGGUGACUACGUGGGUCGUGUUCAGCAGCAAUGGACCUGGAUGGUGCCGUUCUUCCUGGUGCGCGGUGCCACGGACGAAAUUCUAUACACGAUCGAGGGACCAUCAUCCGUGAGACGAAGUGCUCUACUUAUUUCAGAAUUCAAGAUUCUAACAAAAGACGCAUUACGAGAAUUGGGCACAAUAUCUCACGGCUGGGAUCGAGAGCUAAACAGCUUUACAACCACUGUAUGCUACCCUGAUAUCGCUGUCCAACCAAAGCAUAAAGCGCUACUGCUGGCUGCUGCUUUUUUACUGGAAUACACAUACUUCGAGAGAGCAAAGACUAGUUGUAUGAGAUGCAAUUGUUUGUAAUAUUCAUGACAAUUUGAACUUUACUAAAAGCAUAUAAGGAACCAUCUCACGUACUCACUGAUAAAAUAAUUGUAUUAAAACAUAUAGAUAUAUGUAUAGUAGGGUGUCCCUUAUAUGACCAGAUUUUUUAAAAUAUAUUUGUAAUGCAUACCCCUAAUUAUUUUAUGUAUGCUAAAACAUACUGAAAUACAAAAUUUGAAGUUUAUAGUAUAUUGCC